GCAUGUCAAUCCCAAGGACAGGGAGCCAGUGGGAAUUAACUUCCUGCGAUCGGAGGAAGCAUCAGACGUGGGGAUAUCCAAGAAACCAAGGAUCAGGCAAUUCAUGCAAUAGUACAACAAGGUAUUGUUUCACCAAGCUGACAGAGUCCGGGUCCUCGCGGUGGGACGACCUGGAUAACUGGAUAUCGAGGACCUUAUUGAAGGAUAGCCGAUAUCGGUGGAACCAUGGAUUUGAUCCAAAUCAGACAACCAAGUUGCUGACGCUCGAAAACAAGAAGGAAAUGACAUGGGGACAAUUCUUGGACAAAAUUUUAGAGAAAGUGGAUAGUCAAGUAUUAUCAGGGAACCUCCAUCUAGAUUCACUUACGUGGACCAGGCAGGAAUGGGCAAGCGCUUUAAAGAGCGAAAUCCCCCUUCGCGCCCCCCUGGACAAGUUAAGUUCGGGCAGCAACUUAUUAUUCGUGAUACUGUGUAUAGUAACAGGAUUGAUUGAGGGGAAAAACAACCAGAGCAAACUAUUUAUCGACAGAGGUACAGGGUGUUAUCCCGUGGAUGCGGGUCUGGAGUUCACCGUCGAUGAAUGGAAGCAGUGGAUAACCAAUAAAGAAGGAAGGAAGCGGAGGAGAGAUUCCCUGUGUUCCAGUGUUGGAGGAACUGACGGUUGUCAAGAGGCAUCCAUAGCCUUAAUAUUGAGUAUUUACGAGGCUUUGAAGGCAAUAUGCCCGGAAUGUGGCCCAUAUAGGUUGAGUUAUUGGAUAAAGGAAAAACAGGAGAAAGUGGAAUCGGAGCAAGACGAGUAUUGUUAUUUUGAGGGAGAACAGGAAAAUUGUCGUGACUCCCUCCAGGACAAAAGUCACUCACCAGUCUUGAUCACAAGAGAGGGGAAGUUCCGGGUACUAGAUAGACCGGAAGUCCAUAAAGUCGCAGAAGUGUUAAAGAGUGCCCAGGAGGCAGCCGAGAGCAUUCAUGAGGAUCUAGUUCUCUUAAGGGAGAAUUCAACGGACUCCAUCGAUAAAGAGGGGAGUGGGGAGAAAUCUCAGGAGAAUAAGGCAUCUUGCGAAGGGAAAUAUUCAAGAGAAGUUCACGAAUCAUCGCUCCCGCCGGACAACUUAACAGAUUCAGGAUUAAAAGAUCAACAGGAGGGGAUAAUUGAGGAGAAAAAGAGGGCCGAACACCGAGGAGAGGAUGAACUUAAAGACUCCGUGACGACCCCAGGGCUCGGGGGGGGGGUUUUGAGACGAAACUCAGCGGAAGAUGAGAGUGCUAUAAACUCUCCAGAACGUGCCCCUUCCGAGGCUUCUUCAGGGAAGGAAGUCACAGCAGCGUCAUUGGGGGAGUUCCUAUGGAGUUAA
Molecule: messenger RNA, 1352 nt
Organism: Plasmodium inui San Antonio 1
Lineage: Eukaryota; Apicomplexa; Aconoidasida; Haemosporida; Plasmodiidae
Exons: 1
Source: RefSeq, a predicted model, not a curated record